This is a messenger RNA of Cotesia glomerata, 2662 nucleotides long. RefSeq names its product acetylcholine receptor subunit alpha-like (gene nAChRa3). Gene Ontology annotation, cellular component: synapse; neuron projection; postsynaptic membrane. The record is from RefSeq and is a predicted model, not a curated record. The coding region runs from base 948 to 2612 and encodes 554 amino acids. Gene Ontology annotation, molecular function: acetylcholine-gated monoatomic cation-selective channel activity; transmembrane signaling receptor activity. Lineage: Eukaryota; Metazoa; Arthropoda; Insecta; Hymenoptera; Braconidae. Gene Ontology annotation, biological process: nervous system process; monoatomic ion transmembrane transport; chemical synaptic transmission. The transcript is spliced from 14 exons.
CCCUCCUGUUAUUACCGGAGUCUGCCAGUUGAGUUGGUCGAGUUCCGCCGAGAAGAGCAUCCGCGAGAGUUCUGUUCCGUGGACAAGUUAGUUCUGUUUGGGUUUCACUUGGUGCUGGUGAUCGUUCUUCGGACCAGACUCUAGAUCUCUAGAUCUCUGGAUCAAUCUAGAUCUCUAGAUCUUGUCACCAAAAUCCAAUCGUCAGACUAUGAAUUGGACAUCAAACAGCAAACUUAUCAAUUUAUCCGACAGUUACCGUGAUUACGCUCGCUGUCACACCAGCCGACAGUUAAACUAAACUCAAGGAUCUGUUUAUUCGUGUGUUACCACCUAUUUGUGCUCACGGGGUUACCGGGUCACGUUAACUACUGGCCUACUUGGCUUUCGUACCAUAAUAAAGCGUGAGAGCUCCGAUUGAUAAAAUUUUCCUGGAAAAAUUUGCAAUACUAAAAAGAAAAAUUAAAAAAAAAAUAGCAAUAAUAAUAAACAUAGAAAUUUAAAUUUAUUCACCGUAAGCAGAUGUGUCGAGGGAUUUUCAUUCAUGAGAAGCCCUGGUAGUUUGUCAGGCUGUUCUUACGAACAUUACCGUCACGUCAGUCUCGGAUGUCAGUCGCGGAGGCUCAGACAAUAAAUCUCCCUUUGAGUGACCAUUAUCACCACCUUCAAUAUCUUAUUAUCGGCGAGCGAUAUUUAGUACAUUAUUCAAAUUCAAUGUCGCCACGCCUUUGGGACAACUGUCGUCGUCUUAGUGGGAUUUAAGGUUAGCCGCCACCUACACACACGCACUGGCGGUCAAAAUUCUUCAUUUAUUUACGCAAAUACCUCAACGCUAUAAAACGGUUCUGAUUGCCGGUUUUUCUGCAAAAGCACCACAACAGAGCGGCUGUGGGAGAAGGAAGACCUGGAGGAGCCAAGAAGAAAUGAGGCGGACGUGACGUCACAAUGACAUGAUGAAGAGCCUGGUGGGAAUCAUGUGGAUAGUCUUGGUUCUCAUAUCAGGAUGCUCCGGAAAUCCGGACGCAAAACGACUCUACGAUGACCUUCUAUCAAAUUACAAUAAAUUGGUGAGGCCAGUGGUCAACGUCACAGAUGCACUUACCGUUAAAAUAAAGCUUAAGCUUUCCCAACUCAUAGACGUGAACUUGAAGAACCAAAUAAUGACGACGAAUCUCUGGGUUGAGCAGUCGUGGUAUGACUACAAGCUGCAGUGGGAUCCUAAAGAGUACGGAGGGGUCGAAAUGCUUCACGUACCGUCCGAUCACAUAUGGCGACCUGAUAUAGUUUUGUAUAACAACGCUGAUGGUAACUUUGAGGUGACCCUUGCCACAAAGGCAACGCUGAAUUACACAGGCAGAGUGGAUUGGAAACCACCUGCUAUCUACAAGUCUUCCUGCGAAAUCGACGUCGAGUAUUUUCCAUUCGACGAGCAAACCUGUGUCAUGAAAUUCGGAUCCUGGACUUACGACGGCUUUCAGGUUGACUUAAGACACAUCGACGAAGUCCAUGGUAACAAUGUGGUUGACAUUGGUGUUGAUCUUUCGGAAUUUUACACUUCUGUCGAGUGGGACAUUCUUGAAGUUCCAGCUGUCAGAAAUGAAAAGUAUUACACCUGCUGCGACGAGCCUUACCUCGACAUUACCUUCAACAUAACAAUGCGCAGAAAAACGUUGUUCUACACAGUUAAUUUAAUAAUACCGUGCAUGGGAAUAUCCUUUUUGACGGUGUUGGUGUUCUAUCUGCCGAGCGACAGCGGAGAAAAGGUCAGUCUCUCAAUAUCCAUCCUCCUGUCGCUGACAGUGUUUUUCCUGCUGUUAGCAGAAAUAAUUCCUCCAACUUCGCUGGUGGUACCACUGCUGGGUAAAUUUGUAUUAUUUACGAUGAUCCUCGAUACAUUUAGUAUAUGUGUGACAGUGGUGGUGUUAAACGUCCACUUUCGAUCACCACAAACUCACGUGAUGGCACCCUGGGUGAGACGGGUGUUCAUCCACGUACUGCCUCGGCUGCUGGUAAUGCGAAGGUAUGAUUUAAGACCCCAGUUCCAAAUAGAUCGCCGCAGCUUUGACCGGCAACGUGUGAUGGUAAGAACGUGCAAUGGUCUGGAAGUACGUGACCCGACAAGGUUUGCUGAGGAUCCGGGAGCUGAAUUCGUCGAGCCGCCCAUGCUGUUCCCCAGUGUCGACUCGCGAGAUGAAUUAAAUCCGCGAGAGCUCGAGGCCGUUAAUCUGGGCAGCGCGUGUCAAAUUCAUGGUUCACCGGCUAGUAUACCGCCACCCCCGCAGCUUCCUACAGAGGAUAGUGUUGAUGCUUUAUGCAAAACUCUAAAUAAUUGGCAUCACUGUCCAGAACUUUAUAAAGCUAUCGAGGCGAUACGAUUUAUUGCUGACCAUACUAAAAGAGAGGAAGACUCUACUCGAGUAAAAGAAGAUUGGAAGUACGUAGCAAUGGUGCUAGACAGACUAUUCCUGUGGAUUUUCACCCUGGCGGUAAUAGUAGGCACAGCUGGAAUAAUUUUACAAGCACCAACUCUGUACGACGACCGUGUACCUAUCGACGUUAGAUUAUCAGAAAUAGCUUCAACCACUGCCAAACCGCACAUCGUUACAACCCUCUGAGUAACGUUAGGUGUUUCGUAAGACUAAUAAAGUUAUCAGAAGUAACAAAA